CGGACCAGCGACAGAGCAGUAGCCAACCCACAGAGCCGAGACUCCGCCCACAUCAGCCACACGCCGCCUGGUUUGAGGAGCCCUGCGCCUCCCAUUGGUCUGACUCUUCGUGACGUAGCAGAUCAACGCGCUCUUAUUGGUCAAGACGCGGGCCCUCCUGUGUGCCAUUCUUAUAAAUUCUAGUGACUGGAUUCAGUUCGCCAGUAACCUCAAGACGUUGAGCGUGUUGUGAUUCAGUGUGAGACUCAGGCCGUGAGGAUGCCAUCCAGCACGACAGACAAGCAGGUUCUGGAUGCCAAGGCCGCGGCUGCUGAGCGGCGACGCACCAACAAGCCCAUCAUGGAGAAGAAGAGACGCCAGAGAAUCAACGAUUGUCUGAACCAACUCAAGAACCUGGUGCUGGAAGGACUCAAGAAAGAUCCUUCACGCUAUAGCAAGCUGGAGAAAGCAGACAUCCUGGAGAUGACAGUGCGGCACGUGCAGGCCCUGCACCGCCAUGAGGCCGCCGCCCCCCGUCAACCUCCCGUGGACGCCGCCGCCAAGUUCCGUGCAGGGUUCGGCCAGUGCGCGGCGGAGGUGGGCAAGUUUCUGGAAAGCGACACAACGCUGAGCAACGUCCAGCGGUCACGCAUCCUGCUGCACCUUACGGAGGUGAUGACCGGCCUGAGGAACAAAUCUUCGCUGGACACAGUGGCGCCCCUCACCCCUGAGCCUCAGCGUGUCCCUCAGGCAGCCCCCUACGACUCCCUGAUGGUGGGCGGGGUGCCCCUUGUCCCUGCCCGACUCUUGAACGGGCAGAUGACAUUUGUCUUGCCCAACGACAUCACAACCUCCUUCCCAAGCCACGGGGGGGAGCUGCACCGAGCCCCUCCUUCCCCUCCUCCCAGCGCUGCCUCGCCUUCCCUCUCCUUGGUGUCGUCCUCGCCGCCGCCCUCCCCCUCAAGGAGCCCCUCCCCGCAGCCCUUGGAUCUUGCUCCAGUCCGUCAUCCCGAAGACGAUAACUGUUGGCGCCCUUGGUGAGCUACAGUGAAGCAAACGCCUGAAAUACCUGAAGAGUGAGGAGUGCCUGCUAGCCAGCCCCUCGCCCUCAGUACUGGUGCACUACAAGGCCAAGUCGUCUCCCCCCGCUCACAGCCUCCCGCCCCCUGGACCCCAGAGAACGGCCAGAAACUCAGCCAGGCGUCUUUCCAACGACCCCAGAGAGCCACACCUGAUCCUCCUGGGAAUGUCAGGUCCGCGGCCAGUCCCCCAGACUUUGUCCAGUCCUUCCCUAUCCCAGCAAGCACCCCCACCACUCACCACCCUCGCCGGUACUAUAGUACAAACAAGACAAGAGAGAACCAUUUCAAGGCGGAAUUUUCGUAUGUGAAGAGAGAAUUAUAGAGUUUUAUUAUGUAAAUUAAUGAUAAUUCUAGAUUCUGUGAUACUCUUAGGCUUAGUCCCUCCAGUGAUUUAAGAUAGUACAAAUGUUUAAUAAAAAUAUAUAUUUAA
This is a messenger RNA of Portunus trituberculatus (swimming crab), 1491 nucleotides long. It is a transcript of the gene hry, whose product is annotated as transcription factor HES-4-like. The transcript has 2 exons. The coding region runs from base 259 to 1020 and encodes 253 amino acids. Lineage: Eukaryota; Metazoa; Arthropoda; Malacostraca; Decapoda; Portunidae. Gene Ontology annotation, cellular component: nucleus. Gene Ontology annotation, biological process: anterior/posterior pattern specification; regulation of transcription by RNA polymerase II; regulation of neurogenesis. Gene Ontology annotation, molecular function: RNA polymerase II cis-regulatory region sequence-specific DNA binding; DNA-binding transcription factor activity, RNA polymerase II-specific; protein dimerization activity. The record is from RefSeq and is a predicted model, not a curated record.